Caenorhabditis bovis is the source of this 627-nucleotide messenger RNA. The record is from the annotation of a GenBank genome assembly. NCBI's taxonomy places the organism in Eukaryota, Metazoa, Nematoda, Chromadorea, Rhabditida, Rhabditidae.
AUGGACAUGAUUGCUGUUAAGUCACCAUUGGGCAAUAUGGAGAUCCUCACCGUUGUUGUUCCUGAUCUUGUUCGCUUGGCGAAGAAGCAUUUGAUGGAAAAUUCCAUGUUUCUUCAUCUCGAACAUGUGCGCAAAGGCUCACUUCACGCCAACAUUGGUCCUCAUCCUGUGAAAACAAUGGCCGACGGAAUUGAAUAUUGCGCUCUUGCUGUUCAGAUCCCGCAUUACAAACAGAAGAAGUGCCCGAUAGUUUUCAAUGACUGUGAAAAAGUAGCGAUAUCAUCUGACGUUUUGAGUGCAAUUGACGAAAAAGAUACGGUUGUAACUUUCGGAAAAACAAAAAAUGAAUCCAUAUACUUCUUUAUGUUUGAUAGAAAUACUGAGAAGGCAUUGCAUGCUGAUGCAAUCACCAGGAUUGCUGAAUGCCUCAUCCGCCUCACCACUAAUUUGAAACUACGUCAAUUGAUUGAGAUUGAAGCUGUUCGUCUCCCAGUUGAGCUCACUGGAAGCUUCAUUAUGUCAAUCAAGUGCGAAGAAGCUGGAAAUAGAACCAUAGAAAUCUAUGAUGAAAACUUGACUCAAGUUGGAUUCAUCAACGGCUUCAUCUGGAAAGAUAUUGUUGUCUAA